GUUCACCCCAUUGAAGCAGUUAAAGCAGUCACAUGUACUUGUUUCAUUAAUCAUGGCUUUAUCUAAGGGACCACUGCCACUAUCAAGAGCUGAAACAAUACAGGAAGCAACUCCUGUGCUAAAAGAAAGCAAUUGUAUAGCAGCUAUUGACUUUGGAACAUCAUCACUAUCAGUAGCAUACACCAUUCCGUUGAGUCGAACAACAAGAGGAGAUAUAAAAGUUCUGCCACUUCACAGUACACUGGAAAGAAUCCCUAAUGCUAUACUGAUCAUGAAGGAUAAAUUGGGGCAAAAGUAUUCAACAAUUGCAAUUGGGCCAAAAGCACAAAGUCUAUACAGCAGUGUAAGGAACAAUUUUGAGAACUUCGCAUACUUUGAAAGAAUAAAAAACUUAUUAGAAAGAGACAAAUCGUUAAACCGUACUACUCAAGUACAUUCAUUCACUGGAGGAUCUUAUUAUCUUAUUGAAGUUAUAGCUUUUAUACUAACAAACCUCAAGGAGACAUUAGUGACUCAUUUCAAAGGACAAUAUAAGUCAACUAAUUUUGAUUGGGUCAUUACUGUUCCUGCUGUAUGGAAAGCAAGAGCAAGAAGAAUGAUGAGAGAAGCUGCUUAUAUGGCUGGUCUGACUUCUAAUGGUCCUGGUAUAAUAAGGUUCACUCCAGUUGGCUCUCCUUUACUACGUCCACAGGAGGUUAAUCCUGAGAAGCUAUCAUUAGCUUUAGAACCAGAAGUAGCUGCUAUAUAUGCACAGCAUUGUUCACAAAUAUCAAGAACACCACAGCAGAGAUUGAGAGAUAUAUGGUAG
Amphimedon queenslandica is the source of this 808-nucleotide messenger RNA. Its product is annotated as heat shock 70 kDa protein 12A-like. NCBI's taxonomy places the organism in Eukaryota, Metazoa, Porifera, Demospongiae, Haplosclerida, Niphatidae. The record is from RefSeq and is a predicted model, not a curated record. The transcript is spliced from 3 exons. Bases 53 to 808 code for a protein of 251 amino acids.